GUCCCCGUCGCAAACGUCUCGAAGGGGCGCGGCUUCGUGCGCGAGGGCCCCGCGAGCCCGCACUGCGCGCACCUGGUCAGCAAGGAGUCCUCGCAAGGAGGCAUCGAGGCGGAGUACAUAGAUGGCUACGACCUUCUCGAGGGCCGCGGCGCCAAGCUGAAUCCGCCGAUGUCCAGGCGCGGCCUGAGCAUCGUGCCGCGGAAGGGGCUGGCCAUCCUGUGGUACUCCCGCCGCCCCGACGGCCAGCUGGACCCGUCCUCCCAGCACGUCGGGUGCCCGGUCAGGACGGUCGACCGCCUUAUCCCCGAACACAGGUUCAAGUACUCCCUGACGACCUGGAUCCACUUCGAGCCCCCGAAGUACGAGCUCAUGGAGGACGCCCCCUUCGACAUGCGCGGCGCGUUCCUGAGCCUGGGCCGCCCGCGCGGGGCGGCCCGCGGGGCGGCCAGGCUGCGGCCGUCGCAGGACCGCUUCGACGGCGCGCUCCUCGGCGGCUGGCUCGGGCGCAGGGGCCGCCGUGGGCGCGCAGCGCUGGUGCAGCGAGGCUCGGCCGGCAGCGCGCCCGCCGACGGCAACGCCACCGCGACGGCCGCGCAGCGCCUGGAGAGCGCCCUGGCCCGACUGGCGGCGGAGGAGCGCAGUGUGAGCUUCACCCGGGCGCGCCUGGAGCGCCUCGGCGCCGAGCCCGCCGCCGACGCGCUGGGCAGCCGCGGGCCGCGGGCGGCGAGGAGCCGCGCGCCGAGGGAGGCGGAGAGUGCGCCGCGGGCGGCCGAGGGCCCCGCCGAGGCCCUCCAGAAGGCGGCCGCCCUGCGGGGCGCGAAGCGCGCGGCCGGCCCGCCGCGCGCCGCCGAGCCGGCUGUUCACCAGGCUGCUCAGCAUCGGGACCUGUCGGAGGAGCCGGGCGCUGGCGAAUCGCUGCGCAGGGUGAUGGAGCGCGACGAGGAGGAGCUGGAGAGGGAGUUGGGCCUCGUGGGUGCCGGCCACGCCCAAGGAGCUUUGCGGCAGGCGCUGGGCGCCGCCGGGGCCGCCGCCCACGCCGGGCCGAGCGGCACCGGGGCCGCCAGCCACCGUGGUCACGGCGCCGCCGGCCUCGACGAGGCGAGGAGCACCGUCGGCGAGCUGGCGCGGCUGGCCGCCCCUGGCGAGGCGAGGAGCGCCGUGGGCGAGAUGGUGCCGCCCGUCCCAGGGGUUGCCCGCGGCGGGCCACGGCACCGGGACUGCCAGCCGCCCCGUGCCCGCCGGCGCGGCCCGCGACCAGGCGAGGAGCGCCGCUGGCGAGAUGGUGUCGCUCGUCCCCAGGGCCGCCCGCGGCGGGCCCAACGGCACCGGGACUGCCAGCCGCCCCGUGCCCGCCGGCGCGGCCCGCGGCCAGGCGGCGGCCCGCGCCGCCGAGGGGGCAGCGCGCCACAACGGGACCUCUGA
Prorocentrum cordatum is the source of this 1422-nucleotide messenger RNA. The record is from the annotation of a GenBank genome assembly. NCBI's taxonomy places the organism in Eukaryota, Dinophyceae, Prorocentrales, Prorocentraceae.